AUGGAAGUGAAGGGACAUAGCUCAUGGGGAGGAUUAAAAAGGUUCAGUCAACUCCUCUCGGUGCAGAGAAUGUUUGUCUUUAACUUGGCGCAGUCAAUCCGGUCAGACACAAGCUUUGUCAUGUUGACCCAACAAGAGCAAGAGUUUUAUUCAAGAAUGAAUGCGCCACUUUUGGACUCUAAUAUCGUCCACAAGAACAAUCACUUUACUGUGUACUUGAACAAAGAUUGCUGCGAGUUAAUUGUGAAAGGGAGUGACCAGUGCUUUAUAACACCACAAGAGAUGUUAGAAAGUAUUUCACGACUAACAAGUGGCACACCUAUGUUUCCAACAAUCAUAAUGGGAAAGGGGCAUACUGAAACUGACACGACAUUGAACACUAUGAUCACGCCGUUGUUUGGCCAGACGCAAAAAGUAGUGAAAGUCUGGUCGGCGUCCAGAAUUAUUGAAGGAAAUGUUCUCUAUACGGUCAAGUCUAUUGAUAGCGAUAAUGCAGAUCUUUGCGUCGUUUUACUUGCACAAAACAUUAAUAUUACAUUAGAUGGGCGAGUCAUGUCAGAGUUUUAUUACCACUUCAGAUGUGUCGACUUUUUGAAAAUGACGGAGAAGGAAAGGAACACGACAAUAUCUGUUUUCAUUGUUGCUGUUAUCAUCGAGCGCAUUGUAAUACAAAAUAACAUCACAUUCACUGGGUGGAGAUCUUGUGGUAAUUAUAAUGAACUUGUACAAGAGAUGUUUCUCUAUUCAGUUCUUUUAAAUUCUAAAACUAAGAAUUGUCGCAUUAAUACAAUAGUCCCAUUAAUCCCUCGCUAUAGUAACCCGUCCAUUUUCAAAUUUUUAAAAUGUCCAAUCAACUCUUUACAAAAGGUAAUGACAAUGCUCUCUAUUAAUGAUUUGUUUAAUGUGAUGAAAACAUGUAAAACACUGAGAGGGUUAGUUCUGGGAUAUGACGCAGUGUGGAAAGUGAUGUACGAUUUACACUUCAACCCAGCGACAUUUCAAAUAUUCAAUACACGCCAUACAAGAGUUCAAGAAAAUAAAACUGACGCAUUUCCCACAUUCCAGAAGUCUCUCAUUGUCUUUCAAAAAUGGAAGAAAAAUUUACCGACGAAAAGGAAGUUAUUCAAACUCUUUGAAAAUCAUUCAGUGGAUCUAAUUGUGAAAUUGGAAAGUUCCGAUUUUGUGUUUGCGUCUAAAGAUGGCGUGUUUAAGUUCUUCGACUCAAAAUCAAGGUGCACAAAAACACGAAUCCUGAAAGAAAAGAUCAACAAGUUCCAAUACAAUUACGCUUCUAAUGACAUUUUAUUGGCACUUGAAAAUGACAACAUCGUCCUCUAUGACACAACAAAGGAAGUCAUUAAGAAAUGCCCAGAAAACAAUAUCAAGAUGUUUUCAUUUUUACAAGACAACUCGCGAAUGCUCUGUUACGACAAUAAAACCGUUUUUGUGAAGAACAUUUACGACGGGGAAGUCGUGUGGUCGCAGACAACUAACAACUCGUUUGUUGAUGGGAGACAAGUCGAGCCAAAUUUCUUUUUAAUCCACAACAGAGACUCUUUCUGUGGGUUUGACAUACGACAGAGUGGGCAAUGCAUGAAAAUUGAAUUUCAAAAUUCCGUUAUCGACUGUUUUGAUGGGUAUGAUAAUUCAAUUGUGGUUGGGUUUGACUCUGGAAAUGUAUUACUCUACGAUUAUAGACAAAUGGCUGUUCUUCAAAAAAGAAGGGUUGCAGUGACUCCAGUACAGCUUAUAAAGGUUUAUAAUCGAAAGAUGUGUGUCGGGAAUAAAUCCGGGACACUCUUUUAUCUUCAUUGUGAGAAUAAGUGGUUUGGAGAAUGUAAGAUACUUUACACACAUAAAUCUCCAGUCACUGUCGUUGAAAUGUCAGACACUUUACUUGCUUCUGGGUCGGCUUCUGGUGAAUUUAUGUAUAGCAACUACGGAAUUAAUUAA
Entamoeba invadens IP1 is the source of this 1953-nucleotide messenger RNA. RefSeq lists its product as hypothetical. Gene Ontology annotation, molecular function: protein binding. The record is from RefSeq and is a predicted model, not a curated record. Lineage: Eukaryota; Evosea; Mastigamoebida; Endamoebidae. The transcript has a single exon. Bases 1 to 1953 code for a protein of 650 amino acids.